AUUCUGAAUGUUUCUCUACACAAUCAUUCAUAUUUUUUGACAACGAAAUACGAAGCUUUAUCCUUCUAUAGACAGGUGUAUAGAGUCUAUAGACACUUAAGUGUAUUCCGUGUAUUUGUAAAAGCUGAGAAACUUCGCAAAUAUAACGGAAAGUUCAGCCCCGAUGAAAUCGAACAAAGUUGAUCCGUUUACUGUCGGCUUUCGUGAAGACGUACCGUUAACAGAAUGUGGAUUCAUCAACGAAGGAAUUUCAGUCCCGGAAGAGAAGAUCUCCAUUGCUGGACAGCGUUUCAAAAACAAGGCACGAAAAAUCGCGUCUGUUAAGGCCAUCACUCACGCGAAGAUAUCUUCAACUCACUGGCGGGAGAAAGCAACGAGACUCGUGAUGCGGCGUUCAAGAAGUAAACGUUCGAGACAGCAGAAACCAUUCAACGUUAUUGAUACGAUGAGUGGAAGGAAACACACGCAAGCAACUCUUAGCGAUAUUGAAGACGACGAGGAGCCUUAUCAGGAUACCUAUAAAGAUGGAACACAAAGACCACAAACAUCCUCAUCCAAAGCUCCGAAUGUUGAUACCCACAGCAAAGCUCUUCUCCACUACUUUGCAAAGGUUGCAGCGUCAGGAAACGAAGACGAAGUGAUUGAUCUUGAGUUCGUUCACUCUUUAAUCACCAACGGUGCGUCGGUACAAACCACAGAUCGUCACGGCCAGAGCGUUUUACACGAAGCUGCUAGAGAUUGGGACCUAGGAAUCGCCGAGUUCCUUGUAGACAAUGGCAUUGAUAUAAACGUAGCAGAUAAAUACGGAAGAACACCUCUGCAUGUUGCCGCUGCAGUCGAUUACCCAGAAAUGGUUCAAUUUCUGCUCCUACGCGACGCGUCUAUCGGAUCAAGAACGUAUGGGGAAGAACAAACGCCUCUACAUUAUGCAGCGAAAAACGAUGCCACAAACUCGCUCAAAAUGCUGUUGAAAUAUGGCGCUGAUAUCGAUGCAAGAGACUAUAAGAAUAGAACUCCUUUACAAAUCGCUGCGGAGCUGGAUCGAUCAGAGACUGCCAGAUUGUUGGUAGAAGAGGGAUCACAUGCUGGUGUUAGGGAUGUGAAUGGAUUAUCAGCGCUUGUUCUGAUGAUAACAAAAAUGCCAUCAGUGGCUCAAGAAGCUCUUAAUCAGUUCCAUUCCCUUGAUCGCGCAAACAGAAAGGAAUACUACUUCUUGAAUUUCCUGGAACCCUUAGUUCCAAGAUGUCUUUCUGAGGGAGACGCGAAGACCCCGCUGGAGGUUGUAGUUGAACAUAAACAGUUUGAUCUCAUAAUGCAUCCCGUGUUUCAAAGACUUAUCAAAGUGAAAUGGGAGUACUUUGGACGGAGCGGAACCUGGAUCCAGAUGAUCAUGAAUGUUGGCUUUGUUCUUGUUUGGACUGUACUCGCCAUCACGUUGCCAGGCAACACCGCUCAACAUUAUCUUCCAAUAUCCAGGAACUGGUGGAGACUCGGGCUUGAAGGUGUCGCCGUGGUAUUAACUCUUGUGGAGAUCUACGUUGAACUGAAAGAGUUCUCGAAGUCAAAGAAAGAACACCAAAAAUGGCUGAAUUGGCGUGAGCAACAGCUGGUUAGUGAUCUGGACUACUGUCAUCCACGAUGGCCUGGUGAGAAGAAAUAUAUCGAUCAAGAAAAAUCAUCGCUACACUCUCAAAAUGUUUCCUAUUUUCACGAUAAUUGGAACUACUUUGACUGGGUCACCUAUGCAAUGAUCGGCGCCAGUAUCUUUACGCACAUCGUGAAACUUUCGGAAGGUAGCGAGACCACGGCGAAGAUUCACCGACGGGUCCUAGCGGCAACGAUAAUCUUCAUUUGGCUUCGUUUGAUGAAGACCGCCCGAGCGUUCACGACCCUGGGGCCAUUCGUGGUCAUGUUGAGUCACUUCGUUGGAGAUACUUUGAAAUUUGCGUUUUUAUAUCUUUUGUUUUACAUUCCGUUCAGCGUGGCGUUCUGGAUGAUCUUCGGAGCGGAGCAAAGUACAGCGGUUGAUGGUUAUGGAACGGUCGAGGAGCUGCUUUUCAGCAUGCUACGGUUGACUGUCGUUGAUGAUUACAAUUUCGAAGGCCUGAGCGAAGCAGAUCCACUAAUGGCCAGAUUAUUGUGCGGUUUAUAUCUCACUCUCUCUGCAAUCAUCUGCUUGAAUCUCUUUAUUGCUCUCAUGUCGGAUACUUUUCAACGCGUCUACGACAACGCUAAGGCCAACGCUGUGAUGGAACAAGCUGCGAUGAUUUUGAAUUUGGAGUCAAAACUCUCUGUCACAAAACGAAAAGCUUGCUCGGACUUCAUUCAACAAAGCUGUAAUCCGGAGGAACUUUACUACGAUGACGACGCCGUCAAUGACAUCGAAGGUGAACUGAAGAAAGUCACAUUUCAAGUCAAGGAACAAUUAAACGACGUCCACGAGAUACUAAACGAGCUGCACAGCGGACAAUCGUCGAGAUCCAGGGUCGAGUCCGAUCUGAACUUCCUCCGAAGGACAGUCAGCGACCUUCAACGUGAGCAAAUCAACACGGUAGGUAGAGUCGAGCAAGACGUUGCCGAAAUCAAGUCAUUCCUCAGGCAAUUGAUGACCGCCGGGCAAGCUACGAAAUCACGUCGGAAACGGUCGGCAAGUAUCGGUAGCACUGACGCAACCAUGCCGGUAAUCGACGAGAACGAAACGAGUGAAACCGUGCAAUCUCGAGAAUAAGACUAUAUGUAACUUAACAGAGACGUUACUUUUUAUUUUGUCAUUCCGAUAAUGACGAGAAUCCCACAAGUCAUGAACGGUCAUUUCAUAAAAAGGUUUCGUGUGUCUCUUUGUGAGAAUCUUUGGUAACACAGAAACCAUACCACGGCUUCUUUCACUAAUUACGCGCCGUCACUUUGACGUAGCUGUCCCACAAUUUUGACAUUUUUUAUAUUUGUUUGUUCUUAAACACAAAUUUUGCAUUUAAAUAAACAAUUGCAUAAUUCGUAAGGUAAACACGCCACAGUACUUGCAUGCAACGAGGAUUAUGUUACGUUUAAAACCAGAGUCUUUUGUUUCGUGCAGUUUCAUGAAUCAAAAAGCAAAAACAGUUGAGGAACGCACGGGCAAUUCUGAUACACGAUACAUCUAUAUGAAUACACAAAAAAAUAUGACGCAACUCUGAGUUUUGCCCCCAAUACUUCCGAUCUCUAACCUUUGGACAAACAGGAACUUAUAGAGAUAAGUCAUGCAUGUCUGAACAUGUAUGUGGUCAAUAAAAUAUAAUUUCAAAUUCGUGGUUUUGAUUUUCUUGGUAAAUAGCUGGUUCGAAGCGCAGCAUCGUAUAUAACAGGUACACUGGGCUUUUUAUGCACAAAUAUUGGAAGACGCAGGACCAUAACAAGAAAACACGAAACAUCUGGUAACAAUACAACGUCAAAGAAAAACUCUUUAUAAACAGAGUAGUUCAGGAAGUCCUUGAGGAAUCAAACGACUCCAAAUCCCAUCCGAUAUUCACUGAACUUUUUGGAAGGAGUAAACACAUUUGUUUCUUUAUUCCAAUCACAAACUGAAAUCGUCCGCCAGACGCCUGUCAGGAGAGGAAAACAACUGUUCCUGUUACCACGACGAAGCUCAGUGAACACACCAAGAACUUUACUUCGCUAAUAUUCAAUGUUGACAGACGUCUGUGUAUGAAAGCAGCCAUUUCAGGUGGACACAAAUCAUAUUUCUUCUAGAUCUGUGAUCCUGCAAUUCACUAUUGUCACCUAAAGCAUCGUCCAUCUUCCCGUAUCUUUCGAGAACCAGGAAGGAAGUCUCACGAUCAAUCUUUUCCAAGAAUCUUUCGGCUGUGUCAGAAUUUAAAGUCUUUCAAUUUCAAGUGAAAUUAUACAACAGCAGAAAGAGUUCUGCGUGAA
Messenger RNA from Dendronephthya gigantea, 3906 nucleotides. Its product is annotated as transient receptor potential cation channel subfamily A member 1 homolog. The record is from RefSeq and is a predicted model, not a curated record. The transcript is spliced from 6 exons. NCBI's taxonomy places the organism in Eukaryota, Metazoa, Cnidaria, Anthozoa, Malacalcyonacea, Nephtheidae. Gene Ontology annotation, molecular function: calcium channel activity; protein binding. Bases 164 to 2728 code for a protein of 854 amino acids. Gene Ontology annotation, biological process: calcium ion import across plasma membrane. Gene Ontology annotation, cellular component: membrane.